Molecule: messenger RNA, 3756 nt
Organism: Cinclus cinclus
Lineage: Eukaryota; Metazoa; Chordata; Aves; Passeriformes; Cinclidae
Gene: TCF12
Product: transcription factor 12
Exons: 21
Coding region: 16-2214 (732 amino acids)
Biological process (GO): regulation of transcription by RNA polymerase II
Cellular component (GO): transcription regulator complex
Molecular function (GO): RNA polymerase II cis-regulatory region sequence-specific DNA binding; protein dimerization activity; DNA-binding transcription factor activity, RNA polymerase II-specific
Source: RefSeq, a predicted model, not a curated record
GAGGAGCGGAGGAAGAUGAAUUCCCAGCAGCAGAGGAUGGCCGCUAUAGGAACUGACAAGGAAUUGAGCGACUUGCUGGACUUCAGUGCGAUGUUUUCCCCACCUGUAAAUAGUGGAAAAACCAGACCAACUACGCUAGGAAGCAGCCAGUUCAGUGGAUCAGGUAUGGAUGAGCGAACAGGCACCACAUCCUGGGGAACGAGCGGCCAGCCAAGUCCUUCCUAUGAAUCUUCAAGGGAAAAUGGCAGCCUUCAUGGAAAAAGCUCAGACCUCUCCACAGACAUAGAAAAGUUGAAAUCUCAAGAGGGUUUUGCAGACAGUCCUCAUUACAGUGAUCACUUGAAUGACAGUCGAUUAGGGCCUCAUGAAGGAUUGUCCCCGACACCUUUCAUGAACUCAAAUCUGAUGGGAAAAACCUCCGACAGAGGUCCGUUUCCACUGUAUGCUAGAGAUACAGGCUUACCAGGCUGUCAAUCUAGUCUGCUUCGGUCUGAUAUGGGGCUUGGAAGUCCAGGUCAGCUGUCAUCUUCUGGAAAACCUGGAACACCCUACUACCCAUUCUCUGGCACAAAUCAGCGCCGACGACCACUUCAUGACUCAUCAGCUCUUGAUCCUCUACAGACAAAGAAAGUAAGAAAGGUGCCCCCUGGUUUGCCUUCUUCCGUGUAUGCACCAUCCCCCAGUUCUGAUGAUUUCAACAGAGAAUCUCCAAGUUACCCAUCUCCUAAGCCACCAAGCAGUAUGUUUGCUAGCACUUUCUUUAUGCAAGAUGGGACCCACAAUUCUUCUGACCUCUGGAGUUCAUCCAAUGGCAUGAGCCAGCCUGGCUAUGGUGGGAUGCUUGGAGGCUCCUCUUCCCACAUGUCCCAGUCCAGCAGUUACGGCAGCCUGCACGCACACGAUCGUUUGAGCUAUCCCCCGCAUUCAGUCUCACCUACAGAUAUAAAUGCCAGUCUUCCUCCAAUGUCCAGCUUCCAUCGUGGCAGUACCAGCAGUUCACCUUAUGUAGCUGCCUCACACACUCCACCUGUCAAUGGAUCAGAUAAUAUUCUGGGAAACAGAGGAAAUGGUGCUGGAAGCUCACAGACAGGUGAUGCGCUUGGAAAGGCAUUGGCAUCUAUUUAUUCUCCUGAUCAUACCAGCAGUAGUUUUCCAUCGAAUCCAUCAACACCAGUUGGGUCACCAUCGCCUCUUACAGGUGCCAGUCAGUGGUCGAGGAGUGGAGGACAAGCCCCCUCAUCUCCCAGCUAUGAAAACUCUCUACACUCCUUGAAAAAUCGAGUUGAACAGCAACUUCACGAGCAUUUGCAAGAUGCAAUGUCCUUCUUAAAGGAUGUCUGUGAGCAGUCCCGGAUGGAGGAUCGCUUGGACAGACUCGAUGAUGCCAUCCACGUGCUGCGGAACCACGCUGUGGGGCCUUCCACAAGCCUGUCAGCUGCCCAUGGAGAUAUCCAUAGUUUACUGGGACCAUCCCACAAUGGGCCAAUUGGAAGCCUGAACUCAAACUAUGGAGCAUCCAGCCUUGUAACAGCCAACAGACAAGCAUCCAUGGUUGGGACUCACCGGGAAGAAGGUGUCAGCCUCAACAGCAACCAUUCAGUUCUUCCCAGUACAGUUUCUGCUCAGAGCACAGAAUUAAAUCAUAAAACACAAGACAGCUACAGAGCACUGUCGGGUGGCUUACAGAGCCAGUCUGUGGCUAUAGGUCCAACAGAAAUCAAGUCUGAACAUAAGGAGAAGGAUGAAAAUAUCCAUGAACCCCCCUCAUCAGAUGACAUGAAAUCAGAUGACGAGUCCUCCCAGAAGGAUAUCAAGGUCUCAUCCAGAGGCAGAACAAGCAGUACUAACGAAGAUGAGGAUUUAAACCCAGAGCAGAAAAUAGAAAGAGAGAAGGAGAGAAGAAUGGCAAACAACGCCCGGGAGCGUUUGCGCGUGCGAGACAUUAACGAGGCGUUCAAGGAGCUGGGCCGCAUGUGCCAGCUGCACCUCAAGAGCGAGAAGCCGCAGACGAAGCUGCUGAUCCUCCACCAGGCUGUGGCAGUGAUCCUCAGCCUGGAGCAGCAAGUGAGAGAACGAAACCUAAACCCUAAAGCAGCCUGCCUUAAGAGAAGGGAAGAAGAAAAAGUUUCUGCCGUAUCGGCAGAGCCACCAACACCACACCCAGGAAGCCACCCUGGCCUGAGUGAAACUACCAACCCUAUGGGUCAUAUGUGAACACCAGCCAGAAUUCCAGAAUUAUUGGUAGGAUACACAGAAGGUGACCUUUCUUCACAAGGACACAGACAACUAACAUUAUAUGAAGACACAAACCUGACAGGAGAAAACACUUGAAGCAAGAAACCCAAAUGCAAUCUUAUGAUCAAAGCUACUGGUCAACACCUGCAUCAGGAGUGAAGAUACAAGAUCUUCAGACAGAAUUUCAGCCCUUGAGAUACUCUGAACAUAUCAUUCUGUUGCAAGCAGUGUGUCGCUUCUGCACAAUCAGAGACUGUUGUGAUCUCUCCACUCAUUGUGGAAGUUGCCUUGUGCCUAAACUGAAUUGACAAAUGCAUUGUAACUACAAAUUUUAUUUAUUGUUAUGGAACUGUAAAGGUCUACAUAUAAAGGGAAAAGUUAACAUGUUAAAAGCUGAUAAAAUUUCAGCUGAAUGCCAGCAUUUACUAAAGCUGUUCACAUUCAGAGAACAAAGCAGUGACAACCGUCGACCCGUAGCAUUCCCAGCAUACCUAUUAGUGUCUUAAAAAAGGAAGGGAAAAGUCUUUUGUUGUCCUUUCCUCUCCUUUUGCCAUAUGACUAGUGUUUUCCACGCAAUAGGAAACUAUUCCUUGGUAUAGCUUAUUUUAUGUUAUUUUUGAUCUCUGUUAAUCUGAACAGUUAUGGUCACAGUUCCCCUUCCAUACUGAGCUCUGUGCCUCGAGCCACUCAGAGGCCUCAUGAAGGCUGCAGGCUGGAGCAAUACUGUGACCAUAACAUUUCUUGGUUUUAAAAAGUGAUUUUUAUUUUCCCUCAGACUUUCCUUGAACAUUUUUUUUUUCUAAUUAUAAACAAAACCUUUUUAGGCUUCUAGGCUUCAUAGUAAAGCUUGUAACGUGAAGUGUAAAUUGGGUGGGGAGAAUCUACUUUGUUAGAGUUGCUUUGUUUUCCGAGCAGUAAGUACUACAUAUAGUACAUGUAAAGUGUUAGCUGUAUGUAAGCACAAAAUGCAUUAAAAUACAAAGGAGAUUUUUUUUCAGGCUGUAACUUUGGUGAAUAGUAAAAUCUCAAAUUCACCGUGGCAGGUAGUGUGAUGAUAUAACCACCAGCAAGGUGGGCUUAUUAUGUAAUGGAAUCUUAAGAGCAAUGGUCACCAGUUUUUCCUUCCUGUACACGUUAACUAUCAUGUCAUGUUGUAUGGCUUGUCAGUGGAGAAAAAAUAGUGUGAAUCAAAUGCAAAUACCCCCGUCCCAAGCCAUAUUAGCAUUAAACCUUUAAAUGUUUCUCCACCAGAAUAGUGUCCAUAAGUAUUCCUUUGUCACAGAUGUGUUGAAAUGGUUAAAAUCCCUUUGAACUUCCAUGGAAACUGUCUUCCACUGCAAUGACCAUGGGAGGAAAUUUCCUAAGCCAAGGUUGUCUGAGCUAUUGUUUAUAUAGUGCAUCUUUCAUCACUGGCAAUUGGUUCACACACGAAACAGGAACAAAACUAUAAUUUUAAUGAAGUAAUUUCGUUUGAAAGAACAAAAGAUGGAUUGAUAAAAUAAACUAAUGAAUUUAAGCUCA